Molecule: messenger RNA, 2226 nt
Organism: Acipenser ruthenus (sterlet)
Lineage: Eukaryota; Metazoa; Chordata; Actinopteri; Acipenseriformes; Acipenseridae
Product: nuclear receptor-interacting protein 3-like
Exons: 7
Coding region: 137-877 (246 amino acids)
Biological process (GO): proteolysis
Molecular function (GO): aspartic-type endopeptidase activity
Source: RefSeq, a predicted model, not a curated record
CAGUGUGCAGUUGGCAUUUUCAAACGUCAGAGCGUUUGUUUCAAUCGGAGUAUAUAAAAAGGCUGCAGUCUGGAGUGUUCUCAUUUCUGCUAAGCUGGUAGCUUCGAGUGGUAUAGACACGUAGCAUCGUUUGGAGAUGUUUUAUUCAGGGCUCCUCACAGAAGGCAGUAGAAAGGAGAUGGAAAUGCGAGAGGCGGCUUCUCUCCGGCAGCAGCGGAGAAUGAAGCAGGCAGUCCAGUUUAUGCACAAGGAUUCUGCAGAUUUGCUUCCUUUAGAUGGACUGAAGAAACUGGGCACCUCCAAGGAAACCCAACCACAUAACAUUCUGCAGAGGCGGUUACUGGAAACGAAUUUGUCCAAGUUUCGAGGAAACAAUUGUGGAACAAGAAUCCCGAAUAACGGUAUCUCAGUGCAAAGCUAUGGGUUUCAUCAGGACAGAGAGCAGAGCCUAACAACAAGCGAGGAAGAAGACCUUAUAUGUGUGUGCUGUAAGUGUGCUGGAAAGGAGAUCAAAAUUGUAAUUGACACAGGCUGCCGAUUCAACCUCAUUACUACAGCCUGCCUGGAUAGAUUUGGUCUGAAGGAACUUGUCAAGAUAAAUGAGACUGAAACAGAGACUCUCCCUUUCCCACAUAACAUAAAACCAGUGGGUCAGAUUGAAACGCUCCCUCUCAUGAUUGGGCAGAUAAAGGUGGACUGCUCAGCAGUUGUUGUGGAGAAUGAUUUUGAAUGUAUGUCUCUGGGGUUUAGAACAUUGCGAUCCCUGAAGUGUGUAAUAGACACGAACAAGCAACACCUAGUUCUGGGCACAGCGGAAAGGGAGCAAGUUCCGUUUUCUUCUAGUAAAAGUGAAAAUGAAAGCUCUCCUGAAGUGUGAAGGAUCUAAUCUCCUCAGCAAGUUAGAUAGCAUACGUUACCCGUGGCUGCCCAAUUCUUGUAAAUUUGACAGCUAGUGUUAACUACCUGUACAUGGGAACUUAAUUAGAUUUUGCACAACCAGGGCACGAAAUGGCCGGCUGCCUCCUUGACCUGACGAGCCCAGUUCUGAUCUAUGGCAGGUUAACUCCUCAAUUUGCCAUAAUGACAUCACAUAAAGUGGUCAUAGCAUUUACAUACAGUAGCAAUUUGAAGAACGUAGGUACCAAUGAGCUACAGAAAUGCACAACAUUUAAUAAUGACAAUGUCAGAUAAACUCUUUCUUGCCCAGUUUAGUGUGCUUAAACUGUACAUUUGUCAAUGGUUAUGCUGCUUCUAGCAGUUUUAAAAAUAUGUUCAUACAUUUUAAGGUAAGACUAUAUAUACGGUAUCAAUCAUACUAGCUAAAUUGGCUUUGACAUGUAACAACUUUGCAGAUUAUAUGUGGUUUAAACACCUACAUUAAAGGUUGCUGUUAAUUUGAUCAGAAUAAAAAUUAAAUGAAAACAAUUACACAUUUGCAAACCCAAGUUUAAUUGACACCAUUUCCAGAUUAUGACCACUUAGCACUACAGACCUGUGUUAAUUACCUCUGUCUUAUUUUAUAGAUAGCUGGAAUUCCAUCCGUGCUCUAUGUUUUGCUAUGUCUUGUAGAGAUUAUUCAGAACCAACAUUGUUGUAGACAAGGAUAUGGAGUGUAAAAAAAAUAAUAAUACAAAAUGCCAAUAAAGUAGAAGAGUACAACAUUUGAAAUGUAAUUUGUGAGCAUAAUGUAGAAACAAUUUCACUGCUAUGUAGUAUUUAUGCUGCAGUCACCUUUUUAGCUGUUCUUCAACAGAUUCCGUUUGAUGUCUUAAAAAUAAUACCAGCUCAACCUUUCCAACUAGUGCCUGUCAUUUUUAUUGUUUAGAGACUGCUCUUUACUUGAGUAUUAGGUGCUGUAUUUUAGUAGCAUUUGCGCAAGUGGCACUUUGUAUUAGCUUAAAUAUCAAUCCAUUUUUUUUUGUGAACUGCCUACCUUAUGUUACAGACUUGUGGUAAUACAAAUGUAGAUAUGUUGUUAUAACAAAAGUAGUUGUUUCUGUAUGAACCAAAGUGCAAUCGAAGGUCCGUUUACAAAUAUUUUUUACAUCUGUGAUAAUAGGUGAAUAUUUUUUCAGUUAGAUCAGCAGUAACUUGGGUCUUUGAUCUUUGUACGUAGCUGCCUAGUUUUUAACUUUCUAUUUAAAUGAAAGCAGUAUGAUUAUCAUUACUGUUCUAUACUGUUAUAAGGAGCCUGUAUAUUUGAAAUAAAAUAAAUGUUUAGAUCUG